GAAAUGUGUUUUAACCUGGUGAGACGAUGACAGUCAUUUAUUUAGAGAAGUACGGGAUUUCUAACAAUCAGGAAUCAGCAGUAACUACAUGCAAUGAAAAGGGAGAGUGGACUAUCAGAGCAGUAUGCACAGAGGUUGUAUGCAGCAAUGAAAGGCCAGAACAUGUGUAUUCCUGGGAUGCCAGAUGGUGGCAACAAUCACAAAUGGGUGACACUGUAAGAUAUAGUUGUGAGGCAGGCUACGUGAACACAGCCACCCGGGCCACAUGCACCAGAGAUGGAUGGACACCAAAUCCACUCUGUCGAGAGAUUAAAUGUACAGUACCUCAGAUUGAAAAUGGUUAUGUGAGGAAUCGCAAUAUCCAAGAGUACAAAGAACAUGAAAUCCUGCUCUUUGAGUGUAAUGAUCGAUAUAAACGCACUGAAGAAAGAGCCGCAAAUUGCACAAAAGUAGGAAUGAGAGCAGAGUGGACCCCCACACCUUCGUGUGAACCAAUAAUAUGUAAAGUAAAUCUGCCGCCAGUCGAGGGAACCAGGUAUGAAUCUGUUUCCAGAAAUGUGUUUUCACCUGGUGAGACACUGAAAGUCAUUUGUGGAGAGAAGUACGGGAUUUCUAACAAUCAGGAAUCAGCAGUAACUACAUGCAAUGAAAAGGGAGAGUGGACUAUCAGAGCAGUAUGCACAGAGGUUGUGUGCGGCACUGAAGAACCAGAACAUGUGUAUUCCUGGGAUGCCAGAUGGUGGCAACAAUCACAAAUGGGUGAGACUACAAGAUAUAGUUGUGAGGCAGGCUACGUGAAAACAGCCACCUGGGCCACAUGCACCAGACAUGGAUGGACACCAAAUCCACUCUGUCGAGAGAUUGUAGGCUGUGGGAGUCCACCACCUCUCACAGAUGGAGACGUCAAGUACACCUUGAAAAGUAAUUACAGCCAUCAAGAAAGGGUUGAAUUCAUGUGUCAAAGUUACCACACCAUGGAGGGUGGGCCUUACAGAACCUGCAUCAACGGUGAAUGGAUCGGACAGAUGAGAUGCCUUAAACCCUGUAUUGUGAAUGAAGAAGUCUAUAAACAACAUAAUAUUACUUUAAAAUCUGAUGGCAGUACAUUUUUCACUCAUGAUGAAAUGAUUGAGUUCAAGUGUGCCAGAGGAAUACCAGUCGGUGCAGUGGCAAUGCGGCAGAGGUGUAACGGUGGUGAGAUUCUCCUGCCUACCUGCCAGUGAGAGUCAUCCGAAAGUUAUUGACUGAGAAUGCUAUUAUAAGUUAUUAUCCACUGUAAUUGUGAACAUUAUAAUAAAACAUACUUGAUCUCUGU
Etheostoma cragini (Arkansas darter) is the source of this 1315-nucleotide messenger RNA. RefSeq names its product complement factor H-related protein 2-like. The coding region runs from base 27 to 1223 and encodes 398 amino acids. NCBI's taxonomy places the organism in Eukaryota, Metazoa, Chordata, Actinopteri, Perciformes, Percidae. The transcript has 7 exons. The record is from RefSeq and is a predicted model, not a curated record.